CAAACGUUCGUUUGAAGAAUUCUAGAAAAAAAGUGUUAUUCGAAAAGAAGAAGCUGUCUGGACAACAUGGCUCGGGGAUUGGUCACUACCUUCGUCUUCGUGGUAGCUGUGCUGAAGGAAGCCUCCUCUGGUGACCGGAAGCAGACAAGCUCCCUCGAGGCUGGCACAACUUCGCGUGGCUAUCCUGACCGGAACCGAGGAAACGAGGGCACAGCUUGGUGGCUACCCCCGCUGCUGCGGCACAAGUACCUCGUGAUGCUGGCCUGUUCCGGCAUCGAGUUCGUACCCCGCCAGGCCUGGGGUGCCCGGCCACCCAAAGAGUGGGAAAGGCUCAAAGUUCAGCCUGUACCCCGUGUCUUCGUGCACCACACCGCUGGAGGGGAAUGCUUCGACCCGUGGACUUGUUCUGAGAAGAUGCGGUACAUUCAACACUACCACCAAGUCACUAAAGGUUGGGAGGACAUUGCCUACAGCUUCCUCAUCGGAGGCGACGGGCGAGUGUAUGUUGCACGGGGUUGGGACGCCGUUGGCGCCCACACCAAGGGUCACAACAAGGACGCCCUUUCCAUGGCCUUCUUCGGUGACUUCUCGCGCCACCUGCCGACACCCUGGGCGAUGAAGACCCUCGACAGGCUGCUGCAGUGUGGUGUAGCCCUGGGCAAGAUUAGUACCGACUACACCCUGCACGGCCACCGAGACGCCACCUGCACACUGAGUCCUGGGGACACCCUGUACGCCUUCAUCAGCCGGUGGGGGCGCUUCCGUGGGAGACUGCAGACGUACACCUGUUGAAGAAGCGCUGUGCACUAAAACCGUCUUGGAGCACGUGGAAAUGAUUAAGGUGGCGACCCUCGUUCACGCCCCCUUCACAAUGCCUGUUCGCCUUUCACACAGCUUUCAUAACAUUGUUGUUGCUGUUGGCUUAAACAACCAUGACGUCGGACUGAGCUGGGUGUGCUAACCUGUCACGUUCUGCGCAGGACUGAUUAAAGUUAUGUGCUAUUCAAUUCAA
Messenger RNA from Rhipicephalus microplus (southern cattle tick), 1012 nucleotides. RefSeq lists its product as uncharacterized. Gene Ontology annotation, molecular function: zinc ion binding; N-acetylmuramoyl-L-alanine amidase activity. Lineage: Eukaryota; Metazoa; Arthropoda; Arachnida; Ixodida; Ixodidae. The record is from RefSeq and is a predicted model, not a curated record. Gene Ontology annotation, biological process: peptidoglycan catabolic process.